AUGUCGAUGGUGCCCUCCACUGCGGCCGCCUCCGUAUCAUCAUCCUCCCAGUAUACAUACGCCGCACCCACGGCCUCCGCCCCCUAUUUUCCGACGCCAUUCCAUCUCCAACAAGCUCCGGCGCCUGUCCCGUACAUAGGCGCCGCUCCUCCACCAUCUGUCCCGUCGAUGGCGCUACCCGUGUAUCCUGCUCCCCCUACCGUUUACACGUUACCUCAAUACCAGCAGGCCCAGCAGUUGUUUCAGAGAGAUGCGCAAACCAUAACUCCAGAAGCUCUUGAGAGUGUGAAAGCUGCGCUUGCAAGCAGCGAGAUCGAGCACAAAGCAGAGACUAAAAAGAAGGCAAUUCCGCGGAAAGCUGCAGGGCAAUCCUGGGAGGAUCCUACUCUUGCAGAAUGGCCUGAGAAUGACUAUCGUCUGUUUUGUGGUGAUCUUGGAAAUGAGGUGAAUGAUGAUGUUCUAUCAAAAGCAUUUGCAAGAUUUCCUUACUUUAAUAUGGCCAGAGUUGUAAGAGAUAAGCGGACGGGCAAAACCAAGGGCUAUGGAUUUGUUAGUUUUUCCAACCCUUCAGACCUUGCAGCAGCACUUAAAGAAAUGAAUGGGAAAUACGUUGGAAAUCGACCGAUCAAACUUCGUAAGAGCACCUGGAGGGAGAGGACCGAUGCUGACGCCUUGGAAAGACAAAAGUACCAGUCUCAGAAGAAGAUGAAGCUGCCAAAAAAGAGUGUGUUGCACAAAUGA
This is a messenger RNA of Fraxinus pennsylvanica, 741 nucleotides long. The record is from the annotation of a GenBank genome assembly. NCBI's taxonomy places the organism in Eukaryota, Viridiplantae, Streptophyta, Magnoliopsida, Lamiales, Oleaceae.